CAGAUUUGAAUGGCUGAGCAGCAUCACAUCAAACGAUUGGAACACAUGCAAUUGAAACCCAUCUUCGCCUGAAUGAUCACACUGGACUAUGCAGCUUUUGGCUGGGGAUCUGUUUUAGAGCAUAUGCUCGUUAACCCAUUGGAGGAGACGCUGGAGGCUGGACUUAGCAGAGAAUUGUUGGAGGAGCUGGGCGUGGCUAUUCCUAUAUCAGUAGAAGAUCAUGUGGACUCCUGCUAUGCCCCUUCUUCCUCCCCCUCCUCCUCUUCCUGUCUUAUCACCAACUUUUAUGUGAAGAAGAUGGAGGAGGAACAAAUUAGGGAGAUAGAGAGAGUGGCAGCAUCCACGGCAACUGAUCAUGGACUGGAGGUUUUAGGAAUGGUGAGAGUCCCGAUCUACACCACGAAAGGCCUUGCAUCUUACCUGUCGCACUCUUUCAUCAGCAACGCUCGUGCCCAGUUGGUCGACUCUCUGCUACGCUUCAACCUAGUUGGCCCUAAGGAGUUGCACAAAGCCCUCACAUACUCUCUGAAGAUACACACACAAACCGCAGAGGACCUGCAAGCGGCCCUCACACUCACAGAGACUAAAUGGAAACCGCUUUGAAACACAUCUGCCACAGCACAUCCUCUCAAGCAUGCACAUCGAUACAGUUUGGCCAUCAGCAGACUAAACACAAUAGUUCAUUGUCACACUUAAUCAUAAACACACUGUCAUACUGAUACUAAGCGUGUGACUCAUAAUUGUCUAUGUGCAUCAAACCUUGAACCUUGAACGGAAAUAAAAUAAUUUACACUCA
This is a messenger RNA of Micropterus dolomieu (smallmouth bass), 796 nucleotides long. Its product is annotated as U8 snoRNA-decapping enzyme. The transcript is spliced from 4 exons. The coding region runs from base 73 to 603 and encodes 176 amino acids. The record is from RefSeq and is a predicted model, not a curated record. NCBI's taxonomy places the organism in Eukaryota, Metazoa, Chordata, Actinopteri, Centrarchiformes, Centrarchidae. Gene Ontology annotation, cellular component: nucleus. Gene Ontology annotation, biological process: mRNA catabolic process; sno(s)RNA catabolic process. Gene Ontology annotation, molecular function: snoRNA binding; phosphodiesterase decapping endonuclease activity.